AUGAUGGUUCCUAACGAUUUCGAUCCUUUCGUCAAGGGCACGCCCUCGCUGCCCAUCACCACGCCUACUUCGGUGGCUCCCAUCCCCACGGUGAUCCCUGGCGUCCCACUCUUCCAGGAUCUCCAUGAUACGGGGAAGCGGACUCUUUGGGUGGUCACCGUGCUAAUGGGCAUUUCCUCCCUGGUCUUCUACACACUCGCUGCCCGGGCCCCACUGUCCAAACGAGUCUUACACACCCUAACGUCCCUAAUAACCACCCUCUCUUUCCUAACCUACCUCGCCCUCUCCACCGGCGAAGGCAUAACCUACAAACACGCCACAACAACCCACCACCACAAACACGUCCCCAACACCACAGACGACCUCUUCCGCCAAGUCCUCUGGCUGCGCUACCUAAACUGGGCACUCACCACGCCCCUCCUACUCAUCAAUUUCGCCCUCAUCUCCGGCCUGCCCGGCGGGCAUCUGCUGACUGCUAUCGCGGCGAAUUUCGUCAUGCUGGCGGCGGGCGUGUUGGGUACGUUUGCGGGGCAUACGGCGAUGCGCUGGGUGUGGUUGGUGAUUAGUUGUCUGGCGUUUUUGGUUAUGUUGCAUCACGGGGGGUUCCAUGCGCAGAGGGCGGCGAGGGGGAAGGAUGCGCAGACGAGGAGGUUCUUUGGGGCGUUGUCGGGGUCGGGGUUCGUUGCUUUUGCGUUGUUCCCGAUUGCUCUCGCUGCGGGUUCGCUUGCGCUGAAGAUCAGCGUCGACGUUGAGACUGUUCUUUAUGCUAUCCAGGAUAUCUUUACCCAGGGUCUUUUGGGUUACUGGCUUUUGCUGGCACAUGAUAGUGCCCAGGGAAUCACACUCUAUGUGGACGGCUUCUGGUCGUCGGGUGUCGGUAACGAAGGCGCUAUUCGUAUUACCGAGGAAGAUGGCGCGUAA
Molecule: messenger RNA, 921 nt
Organism: Penicillium daleae
Lineage: Eukaryota; Fungi; Ascomycota; Eurotiomycetes; Eurotiales; Aspergillaceae
Product: opsin family protein
Exons: 5
Coding region: 1-921 (306 amino acids)
Cellular component (GO): plasma membrane; endoplasmic reticulum
Source: RefSeq, a predicted model, not a curated record